CUUCCUUGUCGACGUGUCCGAGAUAUGCCGGUUACUCCGAUGAUACGUCCCAUGCGUCCAUGUCUCUGUGACCCUGACCUUUGUCAUGACUCCGUAUAUCAUUAGGAUUCUGAUGCCACGAAACCUUCCGCAUCCGUGGCAAAUCUUGCAAACUCCUUGACAAACCGACCGCGUCUUCAACUCCGCUCGACCAGCCAGUUCGCUCCCGUUCAGGUUCGAACCGUCAUUACAGCCUCCCAACAACGCGAGCCGCCAUGUUCUUCAGCUGCCGUCCCCGCCAGCCGCCCCGGCCGCACCGGCCGCAGUGCAUGUACGCCGGCUGCUCCCACCGCGCCUUGCGGUGCGACUCAAAGAGCGAGGGCAAAGCCAUUCUCUCGCUCUACUGCAAGGAUCACGCCUGUCGACAACGGCUGGGCGAGCUGAUGUGCCCCAACUACAAGUUGUCUGGCCUAUCCAAGUACUGCGAAGACCACCGCCGCUGCGAGAACCACGGCUGCCCGCACCAACGCAUCUGCGGCGACACCAGCCAGGACUGGCCCUACUGUCAGAAACAUACCUGCCUCGCCCAGGGAUGCCACCAAAAGCGCGCCGCCGGCUCCCAGAUGUGUACUCACCAUACCCCCUUGUGCCUCAUUCCCGGCUGCGGCCACCCCCGCACCGACGACGGCCUCUACUGCGCCGGCCAUAGCUGCGCCGACCGCCACUGUGGCGCCGUCAUCAACAGCGGGCACUGGUGUAAGGACCACCGGCUCUGUCGGACGGAGGGCUGCGGCAAGCCCAGGGCCGUCACGGCGGGCGGCGGGUUCGAGGACGUCUGUUGGCAGCGUGAGCUCUCUCUCUCUCUCUCUCUCUCUCUCUCUCUCUCUCUAUCUGGGAUGCCACGUCGGUGUCGAGAUACUAACGCGGGUUUCUUCCUUCCAGAUCUCCCAGCCGCCUGUCUCGCCCCGGGCUGCCCCGGCAUCGUCAAAGGUGGCGUGAGGUUCUGUCCCCAGCAUGAGUGCAUCUACCCCCCGUGCCGCGAGCAGAAGGACAACGACACGGACCCAUCGCGACUCUACUGCGCGAGCCGUAAGUUUCUCCCCCGACAUCCUUGAUCAAUCACAAGCCGCGAAGACCCUCUGACUCACUCGACCCGCUCCCCAUCAGACACCUGCAGCAGCCAGGCCUGCCCGCAGCCCGCCGCCGACCUCGCCGGCCCGUCCGUCGCGCGCUACUGCGUCACCCACAAGUGCGCCG
This is a messenger RNA of Colletotrichum navitas, 1236 nucleotides long. RefSeq lists its product as uncharacterized. The record is from RefSeq and is a predicted model, not a curated record. Lineage: Eukaryota; Fungi; Ascomycota; Sordariomycetes; Glomerellales; Glomerellaceae. Bases 255 to 1094 code for a protein of 279 amino acids. The transcript has 4 exons.